UCGUGGUAGUGACAGGUAGUCAUAUUGAUUGUGUCUCUCUUUCUGUGGUGGAAAGAAGUGGUCUGCAUAACAUGCACAUAAUCCAUACUGCAAUGUAGCAGUAUGUAGAUGAUUCUCAUGAUAUCGAUAACGUGCUCAGAAUAACCGAUAAGAGAAGGACUUUGACUGCUUAAACAUGAAUGAGCCAGAGGGACUGCGUUUUAGGAGGCUGAACAAACCUCAGAUCAUAACAGACGAAUCCCAAGAACCACAAUACAAAAGCACAAGCACUUACAGUGGGAAGAUAUUUCGUUUUACGUUGCUGACCGUUGGCGGUGCUCUGAUAUUGCCUCUCCUUGUCGUGGUGUUUGUGUUGGAAUGUCCAAUUCAGCCGGAGGCUUUCAGCCUCAACGAGCCGCCCCUCAUGACCGACUGCUAUGAGCCAAACCUGAAGUUGAGACAGGCACAGAGGCUAUUUGAAGACCAGCUCGUUGGCCCAGAGUCCAUUGCCAACAUCGGAGAUGUCAUAUACACCGGGACGGCAGAUGGGAAGAUAAUGAAAAUCGAGGGCAGGAACAUGCACAUUUUGGCAACACUGGGCAGGCCUCCAUGUGGAUCGCGUGAACACGAACAUAUCUGCGGACGCCCCCUUGGAAUCCGGGUGGGCCCCAACGGGACCCUGUUUGUGGCAGAUGCAUAUCUGGGACUGUUUGAGGUCAACCCCGUCACAGGUGAGGUGACAUCGCUGGUGAGUACUGGGACGAAAGUCGGCGGUCGACGUCUGUCCUUCGUGAACGACUUGGACGUCACUCAAGAUGGCAAAAAGGUGUACUUCACUGACUCCAGCAGCAGGUGGCAGCGCAGGGAUUACUUGAACCUCAUCAUGGAGGCUACAGCAGAUGGACGUGUGCUGGAGUAUGACAUGGAAACCAAGCAAGUGUCUGUCAUGAUGGAGAACCUUCGGUUCCCUAACGGGAUCCAGCUCUUCCCUGAUGAAGAAUCCGUGUUGGUUACCGAAACAACAUUGGCCAGAAUAAGAAGGGUCCAUGUGUCUGGCCUUAAUAAGGGAGGUAUGGAUACAUUCGUGGACAACCUGCCAGGUUUUCCUGACAACAUCCGACGCAGCUCCUCCGGGGGUUACUGGGUAGCCAUGUCUGCAGUGCGGCCCAACCCUGGGUUCUCCAUGCUGGACUUCCUUUCUCAGAGACCUUGGCUCAAGAAGCUCAUCUUUAAGCUCUUCAGUCAGGACGUGCUGAUGAAAUUCGUGCCGCGUUACAGUCUGGUGGUAGAACUCCAGGAAACCGGUGCUUGUGUGCGAAGCUUUCACGACCCGCACGGCACCGUGGCGGCCUACGUGAGCGAGGCGCACGAGUAUGACGGACACCUGUACCUGGGCUCCUUCCGUUCACCUUACCUGUGCAAGCUGGACCUGAGUAAAGUCUGAGACGCGAUUUUACUGACCGGUGGAAUAGCGCUCAUAUCCAUCGCAGCCUUCCGUCGGUCUGACUGAAACAUCUCGUAUUCCGUUUCAUCCAAAACCCCCAUCUCCAGAAAACGAGGUCUCGAUGCAAUUAAAGCUUCAAAAAAAAAAAAAAAGGCAUGUAUGACCCGAGCGCAUAUCAGCCUUGACCUUACUUUCACCCGUAAAAAUUAACAACCCUUGCUCCUGAUCUUCCCUACCUAGUUUUGAUGAUGUCAUUUUGAAUUUGGAGUGGGUGCUUGAGAAUUUGCUCAGUACUCUCCUUUUAAUGAUCACAACAUUGUAAAUUUUUUUUUUUUUUUUUUUUCCAGUGCAAUGGUUCUCAACUCCAGUCCCUACCCACAAAACAGCACAUUUUCUUUUAUCUAACCCAGCAUUACCCCACUACAUUCAACUGAUUACUUAGCCCAUGGCCUCUACAGCAAGUUGUGCUGAUGCUAGACGUUAACCUAGCUGAGUUUUGCUGAGUUUAGUGGCUCCCCGGUACUUGAGUUGAGGAACUUUGUUUUAGGAAUUUGCAGAGUGCAUCAAAACCGUGUUUGAGGUCCAAUGCUGUCGUGUUAAAAUAUGAGGUGCCAUUUUUUUUUUUUUUUUUUAACGUACUUCCUGUGUGAGACACUUUUUCCCGGUGUCUGUACUUUGAGCUGUUUGAUUUGCACUGCACUUCUCCUUAAAAUAGAGCUGCCAAAAUGGUACAUGUUACUGUCAGACACAUCUAAAUAGAGCAAACUUGUGGAGUGUGUGACUGACUUUUAGUUGCAGUACAAAGAUGCAGUUAAUGAAUAAUGAUUUUUAAUGCAUUUCAUCCAUCCUGUUUGCUUGGCUCUUUUUAUUUUAAGCUGAAAAGCUACAGGAAUUUUCUCAAUCACUGUUUGUCGAUAGGUGCUACUGAUUCCAGUUUUAACAAGAACCAGAACUACCCUUCCCUGAAUAAAUUAAUUUUGUUUAAAAUACUGGACAUACUCUUUUGAAUCAGCAGUACAAGAAAUACAUUAAUGAAUAAGUCUAACCACAUCUGCAUGUUCUAUACAGCUGAUAAAGUACUUAAUGCAUUGUCACUGCAACUGGGCGCGACCGGUUUCACAGUUCAGGCAAGAAGACUUUAAGCCACAUCAGUAGCGUGGGGUAAGCCGCCAUAAGUCUUUAAUUCUCGGACGCGCGUCUUAACUGACCAGAAAUGAAAAUGGCCCAGAUUGGCUGCAGCCUGACACGCAGCAAAUGUAAUGAACUAAAACAUAACCUAAAUGUGGAUAAACACCCCCCCUCUUGUGCUUCCUGACGUGACUCAAUGACUCGAUCAGGUAGAAUGAGUGGCUCUUCCCCCUUGGUCUACCACAUACUAUAUGAGUCAGCACUUUGUCAUGUGAACCUGACUGCAAUGCACAUUUAUCUUGCCUUUUUUUUUUUUUUUUUUUUUUUUUUUGGUGCAGUGCUGACUGAGCUUACACAUAUGUAACUUUCACAAAUGUACAUUUACUAGGACCAGAGAGUACAUGCUUGCCAUGGACAUUUAUAAAGAACCUCUCGUGAAUAGAGGUUUGUUUUUUUUUGGGGGGGGGGGGUGUCAUUGAUGUACUUGUCAUCAGAAACAUAGUGGAUUCCACCAAUCACCUGUGUUGUAUUGAUAGCAUAUCGGAGUUGAUUACAUCUGAGUUCAGCAUAAAAGGGGGGGGGGGGGGGGUGUAGCCUAAGUUUCAAAGGGAGAGAUUUUGCUUAAGUGUUCUCCUUGACCUGCAGGAAAAACCUCUCCUUAUCCAGCACUACAUCGCACAGGGAACUCUAAAGCACAUCAGACACACCGCUCACACCACAACCCCUGAAUUAUUAAAACACCCAUAUCACAGACGAUUAGACGCAAGAGAAGGAUUCUCAAAAGCUCAGGUUAUGCAAACCUGAGGAGGACUGAGAACCAGCAAUGAAAAGGUUUUGUGAACUACCAUUAAAUGAGAAUAAAGGAAUGAUGGUGGAUGUUA
Chanos chanos (milkfish) is the source of this 3432-nucleotide messenger RNA. It is a transcript of the gene apmap, whose product is annotated as adipocyte plasma membrane associated protein. Gene Ontology annotation, cellular component: endomembrane system. Lineage: Eukaryota; Metazoa; Chordata; Actinopteri; Gonorynchiformes; Chanidae. Gene Ontology annotation, molecular function: arylesterase activity. The record is from RefSeq and is a predicted model, not a curated record. The transcript is spliced from 9 exons. The coding region runs from base 176 to 1423 and encodes 415 amino acids.